GUGUGACGUGAGCAGGGGAGCUUUAAUAUAUUCAGAAUGCUUGAGUCACGUGUUUCCGGGUUACAACAACACUUCCGGCCCUUCUCCUGUUUCAGUAUUUAAAAUAUAUCAAUGUGUGGUUUGUUAAGGAGAUUACAGCUGAAGUAAGAAGAACAGGGAGGCUUUACUAGCAUGGAGACAGAGGAAGUAUCAGCCGAGGUACCUGCAGAACAAAACGAGGUCAAAGAGGCAAAUACACAGGAAAGCAAAGAGUCCACAGCAAGCACAGACAUUCAGGACCAUGUCACAGAAGAAAACAAAGAGGGAGGUGUAACCGAAACAGAAGGGGAGCCUUCCAAAGACAUUGACAAACCACCUUUUGACUGGUUGGAGCCACUCGAAGAAGACUGUGAUGAUGUUGAUUCCCAGAGCUUUGAUGGAGAAAUAGAGAGCCUUGUGGGGAGUGAACGGAGUGGGAGUGUGGUUAGUAUUAGGAAAACCACUGGACAAAGAAGUGGCAGAGGUGUUGGGAGACCUAGAAAGAGAACACAGUUUGAGGCAGAUGAAGGCUGGGAAGAUUGUCCAUCACUAGGAGAAGGAUGGAAACGCAAACUGGUUUUUCGUCGAUCAGGCACCAGUGAAGGACGCAGUGAUACAUACUAUAUGAGUCCAAGAGGUCAUAAAGUAAGAAGUAGGGUUGAGCUUGUGAAACAUGUAAGGCAAUCUGUGGACCUCACAAAUUUUAAUUUUAAAACGGGCCAGUUUCUUGGUGAAGGGCUUCACUGGAGACAGAGAAGGAAACUGGAUUCUCUCCAGGCACACUCUUCUGUACCCAGUUUAACAGAUGCAGGUCCUGCGGCCGGAAGUCCAGCAUCUUCAACUAGUCUCAGCCUUGGUACAGUUCCGAAGUCGAGCUCGUAUUCGAUCCAAAAGGAUACUGGUCCUGAGACAAAUACUGCUUUACCAAGUACCACCACUCAUCCUAUUGUUGAUUUGAUUGAAGAUUCUGCACAUUCAAAUCCUCCUCCGGUGGGCAGUUCAGUGUCUGCGGCCCCAGUUAGACCCAUCAAUGGUGCCAGUGGAGAUCCACAAAACAUGUUUGGUGUCUGUGAAAAGUGUCAUAAAACCUAUACUUUUGAAGAGGGACAAACUAUGUGCCAGAACUGCAGGCCAGAGGGUAACACAACAAUAUUAAGACGCAGAAAACCCUACAAGAAGCGGGUUCCAUGUGGCCGAUGCCGGGCUUGCCGAAAUACAGUGGACUGUGGAAAAUGUGUUAGUUGCAAAAAUGGUCUGCUACGCCUUCGACUCAAUAAAAACUCUCGUAAAGUCGUUAAAUGUCGCAAACGGAAGUGUUUGCACCCCAAGCGUAGGGACAGGGUUGUAAAGACAUCAGAAUGGCAGUUUUCCAACAUGGCUGGAUCGCUAAGCACCGCUUCAAAUAUUUCACAGCCCACAGUCUCAGAUGAUUUUGAGGAAUCACAGAGUUCCUAUUUGCAGUACAGUGACUCAGAGGACCUGUCUGUGUUCUUUGGGGUUAAUGAUGGUGACGGUGGCCUGGAUGAGAUGGGUGUACCAAAGGUACGUCGUCGUUCAUGUGGGAAGUGUAAAGGCUGCGUUCGCCGUACAGACUGUGGAAGCUGUGAUUUUUGCAUGGACAAACCCAAGUUUGGAGGCAGCAAUAAAAAAAGACAGAAAUGCCGUUUACGGCAGUGCCAAAGAGAGGCUAUGAAGCAUUUACUGCCCAUGGAUGAGGCGGAGAUGUUAUUUUCUCAGGGCUGGGUUCCUCGCAGAAGGCCACGUUACACAUAUGGACAUAAUAGAAACAGGUCCAAAAAGUUAUUAUAUUUGAAUAUCGGGGUUCCUGCUAAUAAGGCUGAAGCGUAUGUGCCAAAGGCUUCCUCGGGUGUUGCCCAGGUGGUGAAUCGAGACAGGCUCCUUCAUGCCAAUUACAAUGGAAAGCGACCAGAGGUUCUUCCUAUGGCAAUUCCAAUAAACUAUGCUCGGGGGAGUUUGAGGGAAGGGAAUCAAUCACAAGGUUUGGCAGGUCAGGAACCGUAUCAAGAAGAGCAACAGGAGGACGUAUCUUGUCCGUCGAUCACUCAGAUAUUUAGCAUGGCAGACAGUGACCCCAUGAUCCAAGGCAUCGACAGCAAUCAUGAACUGAUGCCUCUCCUGAGAUCUCUUCGUAGCAUUGUACUUCCUGUCCUCUGGUUCUGCGUCGUGGUGGAUGGCCCUCGGUUACAGCUGAUGCAGUGCUCCAAGCGCUCCACUAUGGCAGACACCACGAUUCAUAUUGAGCCCAGCUUCCACUACCACAUCAGCAUCCAGGGACAGCCUCUCCUGCCCACUCACAGACUCUACGACAGCCACCCGUCUCGUCUCACCACAACUAAAGAGAUUGUUGCCCUCCUCGAGGACCUAGAAAGGUACUGGGUCUGCCAGGGCUCGGGAAACAAGAAUUCAAAAAAAGGGUCUGAGGCUGUGUUUCCUGAGCGGGCGGCUACCUGUGACUUCCUCGUUUUUUCAGAAACAGAAUGCUGUGAAAAAUGCAAAGCUCUACAAAGGGUAUGAAGAGACUAUUCAGCACAAGGGAGUUAGUCUUAAAGUAAUACAUCUCCUAUUUCUGAUUUUGAACUAUUCUAGAAUAUCUUUAUACUCUAAUAUUGAAAUAUUAGACCACCAUUUAUUAUUAUUAUUAUUUUUCUUUAGAAGGAUUGGUACCAUUACAUUGACAGCUUAAUAUUUUUUUGGUUACUUUAAACCACAAAAACAUCACUUCCCACAUUAACAGGUUGGUUCAGCCCUGGUUUUGUUAUAAUGCAGAAUUCAGUUUCUUUCUUUUUGGACAAAAAAUGAACAGCACCAGGCUAAAUAAAUAAUGACUUAA
Messenger RNA from Carassius carassius (crucian carp), 2869 nucleotides. RefSeq lists its product as uncharacterized. The record is from RefSeq and is a predicted model, not a curated record. Bases 172 to 2553 code for a protein of 793 amino acids. The transcript has 16 exons. NCBI's taxonomy places the organism in Eukaryota, Metazoa, Chordata, Actinopteri, Cypriniformes, Cyprinidae. Gene Ontology annotation, molecular function: zinc ion binding; DNA binding.